Messenger RNA from Microdochium trichocladiopsis, 1757 nucleotides. RefSeq names its product general substrate transporter. Gene Ontology annotation, biological process: transmembrane transport; carbohydrate transport. The transcript has 3 exons. Bases 1 to 1644 code for a protein of 547 amino acids. NCBI's taxonomy places the organism in Eukaryota, Fungi, Ascomycota, Sordariomycetes, Xylariales, Microdochiaceae. Gene Ontology annotation, cellular component: membrane. Gene Ontology annotation, molecular function: carbohydrate:proton symporter activity. The record is from RefSeq and is a predicted model, not a curated record.
AUGGCUGCUUCCCACGACAAGAAUGAUGGCACCGUUGCCACGACGCAACACCAUGAGGUGCACAACGACCGUCUCGAGGCCAGCCUCAAGCCCGAUGAGGCGACGGCGGAUGCCGUAGCCAAGGGCCAGCUGGCAACGGGUUUCGAGAACAUGACUUUGUGGCAGACCAUCAGCACCUUCAAAAUCGCCUCUGCCUGUUGUGUCCUGGCUGCGUUCAGUGCUGGUGCCGACGGAUACCAGGUUGGCAUGAACUCGAGCAUCAUCGCCAACAAGGGCUUCAUCGCACAGUUUGCCACCGAGGCGAGCCCCGCGGGUGUCAAGUUCCUCUCGUCGAGCUACAUCAGCGCGUGGGGGGUGGGCUCUCACGGCGGGCAGAUUGUCGGGCAGAUCGCCGUGUCCUUUGUCAACGCGCGGCUGGGGCGCAAGGCGGGCUUCGCGGCGCUGUGGCUGGUCGUGGCGCUCAGCAUCAUGACCGAGAUGCUCGCGCGCGACUGGGCGGUCUGGCUCGGCGCCAAGAUGCUCGCCGGCGCGGGCGUGGGCAUGCUCCAGGCCACUGUGCUUGGCUACAUCAGCGAGGUCGCCCCCGUGCGCAUCCGCGGCGGCAUGCUCAUGCUCUACUCGUUCUGGUGGACACUCGGCACCUUCUUCGCCCAGGUCGCCCUCCAGCGCCUCAACGCCACCGACCCGACCAACUGGCUCACUCCGGUCAUGACGCAGUGGGGCCAUGUUGGCGUCAUGGCUAUCAUCUACGCCGUCCUGCCCGAGUCCCCGGCGUGGUGCGCCAGCGUGGGCAAGGAAGAAAAGGCCAAGAAGUGGCUGCGGUUCAUCCACCGCGACGUCAGGGGCUAUGAUGUCGACAGGCAGUACCAGGCCCUGGCUCUCGCCAUCGAGCACGAGAAGGCCGUCGCCGCCGAGCAGCGCCGCGAGAGCUGGACCGCCAUCUUCAGAGGCACGGACGGCCGCCGCACGCUCACUGCGCUCUGGGCGGUCGUGGCCCAGCAGUUUCUCGGCCUGUCGCUGUUCCUCGUAUUUGGCACCUACUUCUUCCAGCAGGCCGGCCUCGAGGACCCGUUCAAGGUCAAGGUGAUUACCAGCUCGCUGCAGAUCGUGACCGUCGUCAGCUCCGUCCUGCUGGUCGACCGGUACGGCCGGCGUCUGAUGGCGUGCACGGCCACGACCUUGAUGUGGGUGUCUUGCCUGGUCGUGGGCAUUCUUGGGUUCAUUCCAGAGAACAGCGCCACCGUCUACGUGUUCAUCUUGUUUGCCUGUUUCUGGAAUAUUGGCAUUGCCGCCAACGGUGCAGCAGGCUGGGGCUAUGUGGGCGAGAUCUCGUCACAGCGCCUGCGUCCCUACACGUCCAGCUUUGCAGCGGCUGCCAACGCGGCCAGCGGCCUCGUCAUGUCUGUGCUGGUGCCGUACAUGGUCAACGCCAAUGCGUGGAACUGGCGGCUCAAGACGGGUCUCUUCUAUGCUGGAGUGGGCCUCUUCUGGACGGUCGGUGCGUGGUUCGUCCUCCCCGAGACUGCCGGCCGGUCUGCCGCCGAGCUGGACGAGUUGUUCGAGGGCAAGAUCCGAGCAUGGCGGUUCCACAAGACAGAGACGGCUACGCAGAGGCUGGUCAAGGCGGAGAGAGACACGCGGUGAGCGGGAGUGCCGAUUCCUGGACGGGAACCGAGCUGUGGGUUGCCAAUUCUAGAUACGCGGAAUAGAGAUAGCAGUAGUAGCGAAGCAAACAGCGACGACAAGGGUUCUCCGGA